UCCCCACCCCACCCCACCCCACCCCUCCCUGACGAGAGAGAGAGAGAGAGAGAGCAGCGCGGCGCAGGUGGGCGCGGGGUAGAUGAGCUCGUGAGUGGGUUGCGGACGACCACAUCCUUCCCAUUCCAUUCCAUUCCAUUCCAUCCCCCACUGCCCUGCCUCCUCUCCUCUCCUCUCCUCUCCUCGGUCUGCUCUGGUCUGUGUCUUGAAGAAUCCAGCGGCGCAGGAGCAAGAAUGGGACAGAUGGGCAACGGCGACGGUGGCGGCGGCGGCCACCCGCACUCAAACCCCAACCAGUACCACUACCAAGCGCUCCUCGCCGCCGUGCAGAACCCAAACCAAACCCUCCACCCCUUUCCCCUCCCCUUUCCCCUCCCCUUCCCCUUCCCCGCGGGACCAGGAGCUGAUGCCUCAGCACACAAUGCUGCUCCCCACUCUCAGACUCCAAGAGGUUUCACUGAUUGGAGCGCAUCCAACAGCGCCUUCGCGUCCCUUGCUGCGCAACCCGCUCCUGCCACCAGCAAUGCAGCCUACAAUUACAACCUCUCCCAGUCUUAUGCUCUAUGGACCCAUUACAUGCUUAACAAGAAUGUAUCUUACUCUUAUCCUGCACCACAUGAGGAGCAUGCCCCCCCUUUGCGCCAUCAUCUCAGCCAGGAUAAGGAUUCAGGUUCUGCAUCCAGCCUCGGGGUUGAAUCUUUCACUACAAUGUCCCUAGGACCAAAUAUUUGCACUCACAUGCCUCCCAUGGAAGGAUCUAUAUCUGCCAAGGAAGCUGAUAAUUCAGAGGAUCUGCCUACAGUAGUUAGAAGCAGUGAUGAAAUGGAAACCGGAAACAGUGGUGAAGUCCACCGUGAGACAGUUGGCACUCUUCCGGAUUUGAAGCAAGGUCAUGAAAGCUGCACCACUAAGUUCAACUCUGGGGAAUACCAAGUCAUUUUGCGCAAGGAGUUGACAAAGAGUGAUGUUGCCAAUGUCGGAAGAAUUGUGCUUCCCAAGAAGGAUGCUGAGGCUAGUCUUCCACCAUUGGUGCAAGGGGAUCCUCUGAUACUGCAGAUGGAUGACAUGGUGCUCCCAAUUACGUGGAAAUUCAAGUACAGAUUCUGGCCAAACAACAAAAGCAGAAUGUACAUCCUGGAAGCUGCAGGAGAAUUUGUGAAGACACAUGGCCUUCAGGCAGGGGACGCCCUCAUUAUCUACAAAAACUCCGUGCCUGGCAAAUUUAUUAUCCGUGGGGAGAAGGCCAGUCAGCAGACAACAAAACCCUAGACGCAUUUCUUUCUAUAUGACUGCAACAGCGUCAAAGAAGGUGUUGGAGGAUAUGAAUUAGUUCACAAUGCAAGAUAAGUUAAUAUGGAGUUAUCGACUUUCAUUGCUGGGUCACCGUCACAUGAGAAUGAGAGAAGAAAAAAAAAAGGUGACGAGUCUCUGACUUCUUGACUCCGAGUGGAUGGAGAAGAGGAAGAAGAGAAAUUUUGGGAGAACAUUGGAAGUGCGAUUCUGCAAGCCUAGAUCUGAUUUGGGGACAAGUAGUUUACGCCUUUUUAAUUCAGCUGUAUUUGGAAGCUCGAGUUCUGCAUUGCAUUCUGAACAACAUUUCGCAGUUUUUGUAAAUAUCUUGGAUCUAUAAGAUAAAGGAAGUGGCCUGGACCUUAUGGAGGUUCA
Molecule: messenger RNA, 1665 nt
Organism: Phragmites australis (common reed)
Lineage: Eukaryota; Viridiplantae; Streptophyta; Magnoliopsida; Poales; Poaceae
Product: B3 domain-containing protein IDEF1-like
Exons: 9
Coding region: 235-1269 (344 amino acids)
Molecular function (GO): DNA binding; DNA-binding transcription factor activity
Source: RefSeq, a predicted model, not a curated record